AUGUCAAGGAAAACAGAAAGGGCAUACACUGCACUUUUCAAUAAAAUAUUGAGUGUAGUGCCAGAGUGGCAACCUCAAGUUAUAAUAGUUGACUUUGAAAGAGCAGCUAUAGCUGCUAUCAGAACUAUAUUUCCAUAUACCACUAUUAGAGGUUGCUGGUUUCAUUCCUCCCAAGCAGUAUGGAGAAAAGUUGCAAACAUAGGAUUGGUUGAAAUAUGUAGUAACAAUCGAGGAGCCAAUGACACUGUGCAUAUGUUGAUGGCACUGCCAUUGCUGCCCCAAAAUUGUAUAGCUGAAGGUUUUGAAACAGUAAAAGAAUAUUAUAUUGAGAAUGUGCAAUCAUUGAUUAGCAAUAACAAUGAUUACAAUUUUUCAUUACUGUUUGAAUACUAUCGAUCAACAUGGCUUGCAGGAAUUAAUGCAGAUAUAUUGUCAGUCAGUGACACUGUUUGGCGAACCAACAAUGUGUUGGAAGUAAGUCACCGACAUCUCCAGAUGCACUUGCAAAAUCGGCACAAUCCUGAUCCAUGGGUGUUUUUGAAGGGGCUCAUUACUUACUCAAAUGGUGUUUUGAGAGAUUAUGAUGAGGCUACUGAUGGUAGACAAGUAAGAGAACCUCAACGUCAAAUAUGGAUAGAUCAGCAAAGGAAUUUGGAUAGAUCUUUGAGGCUAUUUGCAGAAGGACGCUACUCAAUGGCAGAAUUUUUAAUAUGUGCUAGGCAUUCAACACCAACUUUUGGUGUAAUACGGCCUCAAAAUCAAGCCAUUGAUAUACUUCCUGCUGCUGUCUUUCCACGGGCUCCACUACCUAUUGAUCAACAUCAGGAACUGCAACAUCAAGCUAUUCCUGUGCUCCCUGCAGCUGUUUCACCACAGGCACCACCACUCGAAGCACCAGCUAUAGUACCACUGCACUUCGAUCACCAUCAGGAACUGAUUCGUGACGAUAUUAUAAGAAGAAUUUUACCACGUAGACCAGUAGUGCAUGUUCCUCGAGAUCUUUUUGAUAAUCUUGAUGCAGAUUAUUCAGAUGAAGAAGUUUCAUUUAACGAACAGCCUGUGGCACCAUCAGUUAAUCACGUUGAACGUGAAGAUUUGACAUUUAUACCAAUAGUAGAGGAAACAUGCUACAUAUGCCUGUACAGUCCGCCAACAGUAAUAGCUUAUCCAUGCUUACAUCAAGGCCUGUGUGGACCUUGUUAUGAAAGCUAUUCAAGAAUGCCUCCAAAUGAACACAGGCCAUAUUACCGCUGUCCACUAUGUAGAACUGGAAUUGAAAUGUACUAUAAAUUAUAAC
This is a messenger RNA of Aphis gossypii (cotton aphid), 1297 nucleotides long. RefSeq lists its product as uncharacterized. The record is from RefSeq and is a predicted model, not a curated record. The coding region runs from base 1 to 1296 and encodes 431 amino acids. NCBI's taxonomy places the organism in Eukaryota, Metazoa, Arthropoda, Insecta, Hemiptera, Aphididae. The transcript has 6 exons.